CGGAAAUUACACAGAAAACUACAACUCCCACCAGCGCUAGAGGUCAAGCGGAAGUGCAAUGUCACCAUAAAUUGAUUUCCGCUUUGGUCAACAUUCCUUUCCUGUCUGCGGCCUUCGGCAAGAUGGCGGUGCAAAUUUCUAAGAAGAGAAAGUUUGUCUCAGACGGUAUCUUCAAAGCCGAGCUGAAUGAGUUCCUGACCCGAGAGCUUGCCGAGGAUGGGUACUCCGGUGUGGAGGUCCGGGUCACUCCAACAAGGACAGAGAUCAUCAUUCUUGCCACCAGGACCCAGAAUGUCCUGGGAGAGAAAGGCCGUCGCAUUAGGGAACUGACGGCUGUUGUUCAGAAGAGGUUUGGGUUCCCAGAGGGCAGCGUGGAGCUCUAUGCUGAGAAGGUGGCCACCAGGGGUUUGUGUGCCAUCGCUCAGGCUGAAUCUCUGCGCUACAAGCUGCUCGGAGGUCUGGCUGUCCGCAGGGCCUGCUAUGGUGUUCUCCGCUUCAUCAUGGAGAGUGGCGCCAAGGGCUGCGAGGUGGUCGUGUCCGGCAAGCUCAGGGGUCAGAGGGCCAAGUCCAUGAAGUUCGUGGACGGUCUGAUGAUCCACAGCGGAGACCCCGUCAACUAUUACGUGGACACCGCUGUCCGCCACGUCCUGCUCCGCCAAGGUGUGCUCGGUAUCAAGGUUAAGAUCAUGCUUCCCUGGGACCCCAGCGGCAAGAUCGGCCCCAAGAAGCCUCUGCCUGACCACGUCAGCAUCGUGGAGCCCAAAGAGGAGAUCCUCCCCACCACCCCUGUGUCUGAACAGAAGGGGGCCAAGCCUGAAGUCCCAGUCAUGCCCCAGGGAGCUCCUGUACCCACAGCAUAAAGGGUGUUCACCAUUGGAUGAUGAGGUUUUCUGUACAAAAAUAAAAGGAUAAAUACA
Messenger RNA from Pangasianodon hypophthalmus (striped catfish), 917 nucleotides. It is a transcript of the gene rps3, whose product is annotated as ribosomal protein S3. Gene Ontology annotation, biological process: translation; positive regulation of apoptotic signaling pathway. Gene Ontology annotation, cellular component: nucleus; cytosolic small ribosomal subunit. NCBI's taxonomy places the organism in Eukaryota, Metazoa, Chordata, Actinopteri, Siluriformes, Pangasiidae. Gene Ontology annotation, molecular function: RNA binding; structural constituent of ribosome. The transcript has 7 exons. Bases 123 to 860 code for a protein of 245 amino acids. The record is from RefSeq and is a predicted model, not a curated record.